GCUCCAUCCUCUUCAAAUCUGUGUCCAAUAUUCAUGGUAGCUCAAAAUGGCUGAACCUUUCACCGAAGCCCAACUCCAGGCGAUUUCUGCAAUCGUCCAACAAGCAGUUUUCCCUCACAGGACCAAAGAAACGACCAAUGUCAACUCAGUAGAUCCACAAACAAAUGGAUAUCACUACACAGCGCCAGAAGAUAUUAAUGAUUCUCCUGGUCGAGUCAAGUUUGUACCCCGAAUGCGGGUGUAGUAAAGGACACUGUAUUCUGACACAACCAGAUUUGCGUACUGGGUGCCAAAUGUAUCUGGGGGAUUGGUUAUAUCUAAGAUUCCACAAAUGACAAAGUUAGAAUUCAUUGUCAGCUGCUCUCAAAUAUCUGACUCAUGUGUAGAUGGGAUUACGCUUCGAAUGUUAGGUAUGCGAAAACUGCCGAGAGAGUUGGGUUCGAAUAUGCCUUAACUCAAAUUCGGUUUAUGGCUGGGUAUGGUGCGGUAAGUUUCUGAUAUCUAAAACCGAAAGAAGAUCAUUAACUGACAUAUCUUUGCAGGAAAAUCAGCAUGGUGAGUGCCAAUUUCUCUGAGUAGAAAGUCUGCUUUGAUGUGGUUCCUAAAAGAAAGGGCUUUUUAGAAGCCAAUAUCUCCAUUAUCAUUUUUGCUCAUCAAGUUGAAGUAUACUGACUCUAAUAUUAUGUUCAGAAUCCGUCUCAUUCUCGCAAGCACUACUUCACAAUACGACCAAACUCAACGUGAUCGCAGCUCUGCUCCCAGGUCCUUGGAACCCGGCAGUAGCAGCAAAACAGAUUGCGAGUAUAGAUCAUUACACCAAUGGCCGGAUAUCUGUCAAUGUUGUAUCAGGAUGGUUCAAAGCAGAAUUUACGAGUAUUGGUCAAUGGUGGCUAGAGCAUGCCGAACGUUACCGGUAUGAGAAGACAUUGACUGUCUACAAGCUGUAUCUGACAAAGUUUUAGGCGGAGUAGAGAAUUCAUCGAAUGUUUGAAAGGAAUUUGGACAACAGAUAGCUUUACGUAUAAGGGCGACUUUUACCAAUUCCACGAAUAUCCCCUCUCUCCAAAGCCGUUAGUCAUCCCCGGACGACCGCAUCCACUUGUGUUUCAAGGGGGGAACUCAAUCGACGCUAGAGAGAACGGUGCCAACGCCUCUGAUUAUUAUUUUAUGAACGGCAACACUCUUGAAGGGUUUCAAGAGCAGAUCGCAGACGUACGUGCUCGAGCUAAGAAAGUCGGUCGAGAAGACGACAUCAAGUUUGCUGUCAACGGAUUCUGUAUCGUCAAAGAAACCGAAGCAGAGGCCAUUCGCCUACUCUCUGAAAUCCAAGGGAAAGCGGAUAAAGAUGCUGUGGCUGCAUUUGGCGAUGCUGUCAAGCAGGCAGGUGCAAGCACUAGCAACAAAAAAGGAAUGUGGGCCGACAGCAAAUUCGAGGACUUGGUUCAGUACAAUGAUGGUUUCAAGACUAAAUUAAUUGGAACAAAAGAACAAGUCGCGGAUCGCAUGUUGUUGUUGAAAAGCCUGGGUAUUGAUAUCGUGCUGUUGGCCUUUUUGCAUUACGAAGAAGAUAUCAGCAAUUUUGGGGAGCAAGUGCUUCCCCUGGUGAGAAAGCUGGAGAAGAAGGGCCGUGGCAAGAAUGCAGCGGAUGAAAUCGAGAGGACUGGCGAAGUAUACGCGGCGAAGAAAAUUCAGUAGUGUUUCACUCGGUAUGCAGUUUAUUUUACUUGAUGU
This is a messenger RNA of Hymenoscyphus albidus, 1731 nucleotides long. The record is from the annotation of a GenBank genome assembly. Lineage: Eukaryota; Fungi; Ascomycota; Leotiomycetes; Helotiales; Helotiaceae.